UGACCUCCUAAUAUAUAUUUUUUGUAUGAAAUUGUUAGCAAGAUGAGAUAUAAUUAAUAAAAUAUUAAGACCACUGGGGAGCUUCAUUCGUUACGUUGAAUUCGGCCGAGUCCACAAACCAUUAAAAAACCUCGUUUUCUCUCUAUUGGAAGUCGAGAAAAAAAAAAUGAAGUUUAGGGUUUUCGUUAUUCUCGCUCUUCUCAUUUUCUCUUCGUUGUUUCUACAAGUUGCAAGAAGCAAAUCAGAACCAGAUCCGGAUGUAGUUGAAAAUGAUGAAGGAGGAGAUCUUGGGAUUGUUGGGGAGGAUGUUCAAGAUUUUGGUGGUGGAAGUUUCAGUCCAGCUCUAGGAGUAGAAACAAUAUGUGUUUUCCCCAAAAACCCCUCUAAAUUGGUUGUGGCUGGGGAAGAAGGUGAACUUCUGGUUGGAAUUAAGAAUGAAGGGGAGUCAAGUAUUAAUGUUAUUGCAAUCCAGGCCACUGUCCAUCUUCCCUUUGAUCACCAGUAUUUAGUUCAAAAUCUUUCAGCUCAGGCUUUUAACAAUGCUUCAGUCCCUCCUGCUGCCCAAGCAACUUUUCCCUACAUAUUUGCUGUGAGCAAAUUUUUACAGAGUGGUGCAUUUGAUCUGGUUGGCACAAUUGUGUACGAGAUUGAUCAGAAUCCAUACCAGAGCACGUUCUACAAUGGAACAAUUGAAGUUACUGAGGCAGGUGGCCUACUCAGUGUUGAGUCUGUUUUCCUGCUUUGCCUUGGAACUGCCCUUCUUGGUCUUCUUGGAUUUUGGAUACGUGGCCAGAUAAAGAAUUUCUCAAAGAAAACAAAGAGGGCUCCCAAGGUGGAGGUCUCUGAUAAAAAAAUGAAUCUGAAAAUUGUUUGCACGUACGAGUCUGAUUUGCACGUGAAAGGACGUCUUAAAAUUUUUAGAUGGAGUGAUUCGAGAGUGAUUUCGUAA
Messenger RNA from Olea europaea var. sylvestris, 949 nucleotides. RefSeq names its product translocon-associated protein subunit alpha-like. Gene Ontology annotation, cellular component: endoplasmic reticulum; endoplasmic reticulum membrane. The transcript has 8 exons. NCBI's taxonomy places the organism in Eukaryota, Viridiplantae, Streptophyta, Magnoliopsida, Lamiales, Oleaceae. The record is from RefSeq and is a predicted model, not a curated record. The coding region runs from base 167 to 949 and encodes 260 amino acids.